AUUAGUUGCAUUCAAUCCGUAGCCAUGAAGUUAAUUUCCUUGAUUUUUGCCUUAGGGUUUUUGGCCCUGGCCAGUGCCUCUCCGCUGGUUCCUGGUGACGUUGUUAUAAAUGGAGAUUGCCGAAGCUGUAAUGUCCAUGGAGGUUAAAAUUUGAAUUUGGUUAAUAUUCAAAAUAAAUGGUAUACGAACACGA
Drosophila kikkawai is the source of this 193-nucleotide messenger RNA. RefSeq names its product bomanin Short 5-like. The record is from RefSeq and is a predicted model, not a curated record. NCBI's taxonomy places the organism in Eukaryota, Metazoa, Arthropoda, Insecta, Diptera, Drosophilidae. Gene Ontology annotation, biological process: defense response.